AGCGAUUGUUUUCAUUCAAUUGUGUUCAGUGGACGAAGUACGUUGACAUCGUUAGUUUUGUGUGCUCCAACCUAAUAAUUUAACAUUUGCGAGAAAUCUGGUUACGUGGUGCACAGUUUGUUAUAAAAGACAAGAAUUCAAAGAGAUAUUUGACAUCAAAAUUUGUCAAUAUUAAAAUUUGUAGUCUUCCAGCAAAAUUAUAUUUUCUAUCGCACUGGUUAUUGACCAUCCGAAGGUCGAGUUUAAAAACCAUUUUAAAGGGGGUGAAGCAGCUGGUGUUUUUUUUUUUUUGAAUCAGUGUUACUAUUACAAAUCGUGCAAUUAUGGUGUUAUUGUGACUGUUUAAAACUGAUAAUAAAGAUCAGGCGACAUUCGUCACUGUUUAAUAGAUAAAUAUAUGCAUGUACUACGAUAUAAAAAAACAUCGUUGGGGUGUUUGUUUUGAAACAAAAAUAGAUUACUCUCGCCAGGGUUGUGAAAAACCAAGUCUACCAUUGUUGCAGCUCUGAUUUUGCAUAGAGUGCUGUAUCAGGGAAGAUCGUUCAACAAGUACGAACUAAAGUCAGCAUGCAGCGUUGGUGGUUUUUAGAUGAAAAAAAUGGCACAGCUUCAUCGAGCUCGUCUAGCUUGACGAAAAAGGAAAAACUGCCAAGGCCCCCGGGGGACCUGCGGCACAAAUUUCGUGUUCUAGUCAAUCAAGACCUGCUACAGGAUGAAUCGAUCGCCGUAACGGGGAACUGUGAAGCUCUGGGUAACUGGCAACCUGAAAAUUGCGUCCAGCUGCAGCCGGAAGAGGGAGAUCCCAAUAUCUGGUAUCUCGACAUUGACCUACCUCGUGAGAGCACGAUUGUGUAUCGUUACCUGAUAUGCUCAGUGGAUCCGAGCAGCGAGAAUGUCCAUGUACGGCGUUUCGAAACUCAUUUGAAGCCCCGUACCAUUCCGAUCGACGCUGCCCAGGAACCGGAUAGGGCAAUCGACACCCUCGGUGAUAUUGAUGGUGUUGUCAGGCUGGACAAGGGCUGGCUCACCACCGAAACCAUAGUACAAUUUAAAUUCUUCGACAAUCCGUUCUCAUUCAAGCGACCUCGUAAUCGAGAAGUUUAUGUUAAGGUUACACCGAUGAAUCUACGCAUAAAUUCUGAGUCCCAAAGUUUAACGAAUUUAUUGGAAGAAUCACUGUCGAAUGAUACACGCGAAAAUGGCAGCGAUCAUCCGGCCUAUGCAUUCACAGAGGUUGUGUCGCUUCGGAACGUUCAACCUCUCUAUCAGCAACAAUCUCAGUUUGGUUGUCCAAUAACGGCUGACGACUUCGUAGCUAUCAAUGUCACGGUCGCAGAACCCGAAAACGUAGCCUAUCUUAUUGACUUAUAUACUCACAGCUCCCGUUCCAAUGAUGGUGAUCCACCGUACCAUCUAGGCUAUCACUAUAUUCUACCAAACUUGUUGAAAAAAUCGGAGGGGAUUCUUGAACUUGCAGUGACCUGUGCUAGCAAACAUCGUCCUCUAGGCAUGAUGCGUAUUGAAUAUCUAAAAGUGACACCGUUACUUUCACCAGGCUGCACCCUAGAAAAGUCGUACAUUCGCUAUUGGAACAAACGUUGGACUGGACUUGACGUGGGGCAUCGAGGAUCUGGAACAAGCUUUAAAACUAUUGAUGGUAACGUGAUACGCGAGAACACAAUUGCCUCGUUGAAAAAAGCCGUUCUGCAUGGUGCUGAUAUGGUAGAAUUCGACGUGCAGCUCAGCAAAGAUCUUGUGCCCGUGAUCUAUCACGAUUUCGAUAUUUAUGUGUCUUUGAAGCGGAAAACUACUCUAGAAACAAAUGACAUGCUAGAACUGCCGAUGUAUGAACUUACUCUAGAGCAGCUUAAAAAUCUAAAGGUCUACCAUGUGGUAGAGGGUAGAAAUCGCGAAUCAAGGUUUAACGAUGAAGAUCUCGAGGAGCAUCAGCCGUUCCCUCAACUGGCGGACGCCCUGGACCAGAUCGAUCCUCACUGCGGCUUCAACAUUGAAAUUAAAUGGUCCCAGAAGCUGAAAGACGGCACUAUGGAAUCUGAUUUACAUUUCGAUUCGAAUCUAUACGUUGAUUGUAUUUUGAAAGUCGUUCUAGAGAAAGCUGGCGAUCGGCGGAUUGUAUUUUCGUGUUUCGAUGCCGACAUUUGCACCAUGUUACGCCUCAAGCAGAACCUUUAUCCGGUAAUGUUUCUAACGCUGGGGGUCACCGAACGUUACCAAAGCUAUUUCGACCCGAGAUGCAAUUCAAUCGAGAUGGCCGUCAAAAAUGCCUACUCGACCGAACUGCUGGGAAUCGUUGCCCAUACCGAGGAUCUCCUGCGAGACCAAAGCCAGAUCAAUCUGGCCACGGAAAAGGGGCUGAUUAUUUUCUGUUGGGGCGAUGAGAACAACUGUAAAGACACCAUCAAACAUUUGAAAAGUCUUGGAAUUCAUGCCAUCAUCUACGAUAAAAUGGAUGUUUUCUCCGACAAAGCCAUCAAGGAGAGUGUCUUUUUAGUGGCUGCUCGGGAAUCGCAAGCUGCUCUUUUACAACAAAUAAAUAUCGAAAAUCGCUUGGACCACGGUAGAAGUUACGAUUUCCGCAGAUCAACUGAAACAUCCGCAACCCAAGAAGGCUCUUUGUCAAAAAACGCUACCGAGAAAUCGUCAUCUACAACAGAAGAAAGCGCUUCAUCAAAAAAUACUACCGAUAAGUCGUCAAUUUGUAUUUGUACUGACUCUUAGUAUGUGCGGUUAUGGCUACUUCAACGACACAGAAUUAACUUCGCUUUAUUUACUAAAUUUACGUUAAACCAUUAAACGCGGACGACAUGGAUCUUACCAUUUUUUAGAACUCAUGGACGAUUAAUAAUAGUAUGAAACACCGAAUUUAAUAAAUCUUUUUAUCAGUUAUUUGUGUUGUUAUUUUUUUCACUCUGGCGCUUUUAUUAAAUGCAGAUCCACGAAAUUAAGACGCAGUUAGGAGUAGGACUUUGACACAAAUAAAAAUAUUAAUUAGAAUCUAUUCUCUCCAAAAAAUUCAAAGAUUAGAUGAAAUAGUAAAUUCUUUAACAAUAAUAUAAUAAAAAACAAAAGAUGUAAAUAUUUUCAAUAUACAAACAUUUGUUUGUUUUGUUAAAUAGUAAUAAAAUCUAUUGAUGCCUUAA
This is a messenger RNA of Uranotaenia lowii, 3161 nucleotides long. RefSeq names its product glycerophosphocholine phosphodiesterase GPCPD1. The record is from RefSeq and is a predicted model, not a curated record. Gene Ontology annotation, molecular function: glycerophosphocholine phosphodiesterase activity; starch binding. The transcript has 7 exons. Bases 568 to 2739 code for a protein of 723 amino acids. Gene Ontology annotation, biological process: glycerophospholipid catabolic process. NCBI's taxonomy places the organism in Eukaryota, Metazoa, Arthropoda, Insecta, Diptera, Culicidae.